Messenger RNA from Larimichthys crocea (large yellow croaker), 4693 nucleotides. RefSeq names its product chromosome XIII C6orf136 homolog (gene cxiiih6orf136). NCBI's taxonomy places the organism in Eukaryota, Metazoa, Chordata, Actinopteri, Sciaenidae. The coding region runs from base 564 to 1847 and encodes 427 amino acids. The record is from RefSeq and is a predicted model, not a curated record. The transcript has 7 exons.
GAAUUGUUUUAAAUAUCUUAAUCGUAAUUCUCAGAAAGUAACAUGAGGAUGUGAGUUCGGUCUGAUGUGACUGAAAUAUAAACGGUGCUCUCCUCCUCCUCCUCCUUCUCCUCCCUCCUCCUCCUCCUUUACAUCGGACUCGACACAUUCUUUCUCCGCCCGGGCCGUUUGCGGUCACACUGACCGGUAGCAGUGUCGACAUUUCCCAGCGUGCCGUGAACGCAGCACAACGACCCGAGCGGAGCGUGAGGCGUGUUUGGCAAGGACACACACACACACACACACACACACAUAUACACACACACACACAUACAGGAUGACAUUACUGCAAGUUACCAGCUUGUAACCAGCCGUGACUACCACACACAACUUAACCCGGAGAGGCAGAGCGUGUGGACGGACGUCAGCCGGUAAAACAAAGGUUUGUUGAGGUAGAGCGUCUGCUGCUGAAUCAUCCGGAGUCAUCAGGUCCUCAGGAUACAGUCUGUGUGUCUUUGCCGUGUCCUCCGUACUUUGGGUGAUGGUCAGCUGGUGAUCGGGGUUUGCCCCGGCCCCUGUGGCGGAUGGCUGUGAGCAGAGGGGGCGUCGCCUUCUGGGUGGGUUGUAUCCGCAGCCAUGGGAGAAGGCAACCCAUCAAGAACCAAUGCUGGAGUCUGAGUCAGACGUCUGACUGCCCGUGGAUCCGUCAGCCACGGCCCCUGAGCAGUGCAUCAUGGGCCCUGUCGCCCCCGAACAGCCUGAGAUAUCAGAACAUUAAGCAGCCCGUGCUGUCCCACCCGUUCCACCAUGCCAGCCAGCCUCAGAGAGGAAGUUAUUACGAGGGGGACCUGGAGGAGUCGCUCGGCGUGUGUGUGCUGGUGCUGCGGGGCGAGUCCGACGGCCUCCACACCCUGCUGGAGAUGCCACUGUCCGGUCACAAUAAACUAGGAGAGCUCCUCGCUCUGGAGGCUCAUAAACCGUCCGAGUUCUCUUUCCCGUUGACCACGGUGGACGGCAGCAGAGAGGACGACAUCAGCGUCGACAGCUUCAGGAGAAACAGCUUUGACGCUGUAAAGAGAGAACAUGGCUGUUUCCGAAAUCUGUUCGAGGCAGAGAGGUGUCCCGCACCGUUCAUGUACGGCUCUCACUUUUAUUGUUUUCAUUGCCCCGGCACGGAGCCCGUACCUGGCAGCGGGCUGAAAUCCAGGCAGGAUAUUGGACUAGACAACAAGCCUGUGGAGCUGUCUCUGCUGCCACCUAUCACUGUAUGUAGCUACGCCGAGAGAGCAGAGGGGGAGCAUAACCGAGGAGACCGAGAAGGGGAGGAGGAGCUGGCCAUGAUGUACGAAAGACUGAGGAUAGAGCUCCCAAGAUUCUUUGUAAAGAACCACGAUUACACCAUGUACUCGAACGACGUGGAGUUCAUCAACGGCCUCAUAAACACAAAGACCAGAGGCCGCGUGGUGUACCAGCUCACCCUCUCCCUGUGGCGCUUCCUCUGUCUGUGCUACAACGCCCAGCUUCAGCUGGAGGUGCUGAAGCUCACCAAGCACGCGGAGGACAAGACGAUUAAGGCUCGCUGGAGGGUCAGGGGUCUUCCCUUCCACUCUCUGCUGCUGCGCUUCUAUCGGAAAGACAAAUCUCAGCUGUACAGGUCGUAUGACGCGUUCUCUACGUUUUACAUCGGGCAGGACGGACUCAUUCACUGUCAUAAAGUUGAAAAGGUAAUGCCGGCUCAGCCGCCUGUCCUGUCCAGAGUAACCUCUCUCCUGGCCGGAGCUCUGGUGGCACUCGGGGUGCAGGAGCAUCGACCUGCCCUCAACCUGCUGCCCCUUCUCCUGUCCUCGCUACGACAGAACAGAAACUGACCCCAGGGACGGUCAUUGGAAUCAACAUGUGUCCGAGGUCCACGUGACUCUAAAGAGUUAAUUCAUUCUCAACAUAGGAACACGUUAACACGGAGGGUUUGGUUAAACACAAAGUCAAGACUUCACACUGGUUUUCAUUUUUUCUAAUUAUACUUUAAUUAUCAUUUGAAAUUAUGAAAGUGGCCGACAUCCCAUGGAGAAUUACAUGUUGUGAAUGUUUCUAGACAAAUGAGAAGAAAUGUUCCACCAUGUAACUCUUCUUUAAACCUCAUUUUUUAAUUUUUACAGUUCGGUUUACGCACAAGAUAAACUAACGGGGCACGUUGUGUUAAUCAGUGAGGUGUUGAUGUUUUGGCCAGAGCCAGGCUAGCUGCCUUCCCCUGCUUUAUGCUAAGCUACAUCCUGAGUCCAGCUCACACAGGCAUGGGACACGUCUUUCUGUCGUAAGUCAGUCAUCUGUCAUCUUCUGUCAGGAAGUGAAUCUCCCCAAAUGUUGAAUUAUUACUGUAAAUACCCCACCUCGGUGUUGCAGUGGCUUCAUGUGGAUCAGUGAUUUCCCAACCUGGGUCAGGUCCCGGAGAAGCUGGCGUGUUUAACACCACAUACUGCUUUCGAGAUCAUUACAUCGUAAUCUCGUUUUCCAUAAUACGGUCUGAUUUGUCAGUGAGAAUAAACUCAAAGAUGAUUUAAAUGUUUUUACUAAACUUGCCAAAGUUUGAAUUGGGAGAUUUUCAGUCAGCAGGUGCUUUAUUCUGCCUGUCUGGCUCCCGUCACGUAGUAGCACAGGUAGAAUAUAAUACAAGUAAAGGGAUAGUUCAGGUAUUUUUUAAGUGGGGUCGUAUGAGGAACUAAUCAGUGUGCCACCCACAGUUUGUAUUCCUACACAUGAUCAGCUCUUAGCACUCUGUAUCUUUGAAAUCUUUUAGAAAAGUUUGAUUUCAGUCUGAUCUCAUAACUUUCAGACUCUCUGGCACCAAAGUAAAGUGGUGAAAAUAUUCUCAAUAUAGCGAAAACCUAAACAGACUUUGAGUUUUUUUAGAUGAAUACAGAGAAAUACCUAAUAAUAGAUACUUCGAAGUACCUGAACUAUCCUUGUUGACUGUCAUGAGUCUCAUACAGAUGUCUUUACGUCCCCUCCGACUCUUCUUUAUCUUCUGGCAGAACGUUCUGGCCACAUUUCCUCCAUCAUGUCUCUCACACCUGUAAGCUUCACCAGCGUCAAAAGGCUUUUCUCGUCUUCCCAUAGUUGAUUCUUGCAAACAUCAGAAAUCCAAGGUGUCCUUGAUUUGUGAGAGGAUGAGAAUAUGAUCUGUACACACACAUGGGAAGACACGUUGUGGGUCAGAGUGUGUUUUUUUGUUUGUUUGUUUGGAGAUCCGAUUCGCUUUGUAUGUUGUGAUUGUUGGAAAUCUCUUCAAAUCAAAUGAUCCUGAUUUUUCAGAGAUGUCAAAGCACCUUUGCAGACAGUCGUCGAAACACUGGACGUCCAUCCAUUUCCAAUUCAGCUCAACAACCGGGCUCGUGUGUUGAGAAAAUAAUCAAACAAAGUAGUUUUGCUGGGAAGUAUAAUCAGAAUAUUGAUGACAGCUCAGUACUUUGCAAUAGGAAUAAAUGUAAGGAAGUGCCUGGAGAGCAGCUGCAUUAGAAGAUGAAGACAGAGAGCGAGCAGCACCACGAUGAGACACAAACAAGAUCAUUAAUGGUUCGAUUUGAUCGCUGAUGAAUGCACCUUCACUUCUUUGGUGUUAGUUUUAGUCAAAGUCGAUACUUUUAAUUUGAAUUUGUCUGUAGUGGGGAGUUAAAUCACCUUUUGAGCUUCGAAGGUACUACGUACUAGUUUCACACACCCCUAGCUCAUACAAUGACAAGUUACCUGAUUAUUACCAUGUAAUAUACAAUAUGUAUCAAUAGGUUAGACUCUCUAGUCUUUUUGGUUUUGUGGUAAUUUCCAAAAAGAAGCUGCAAAAACAAAGUGCAUGUCCAGGCAGAAAUGACAGCAGAGUACACAACUGAAACUUUAAGAAUACAAAGACGAGACGUCCAGAAUGUCGCAAUCCCAAAUAAGUUUUAGUCAUGAUGGAGCAGAGUUUGUCCUGACGCAAUUCAGCUCGACUUUGAAGCGUAAAAAAGUGGCAGAAGCUCGCCGUCACUGUCAUAAUAAAUGGAUAAAAUGAAGUCUCUCACGUUGGUCCGUGCCAUUUAAUAGUUUUGUAGACAGAUGUAAACAUCUGCCAAAUCAUCCCCCUCAGUGGUGGGGACAGACUCACAAGGUAGAAACCAGCCAUAUACAUGCAUAGACUAUAAACUCAUCAGUCGAUCAGGCCAUCUGCUUUGUGAAAUGCUAAAAACAACCAAAAAAAGCAAAUUUAUUAUUGUAUUGCCAACAAACACUUGACCGACCGACAGACUCUGUGGACAAUGAACGACUCUGCAUGGAUGCAUGGUUCUAGACUCCAAGCAGUCCAUUGGAAAAGACCUGAGCUGAACAGUGUCUGCGUAGGAGCAGUUUUUCUUUAAGUUGUAGCUCAGUGAUUUUAGCUGUACAUACUGAGGCCGGGCACCUUAGCAACACGCGUUGUGACUUCACUGUUGACUUCCACACGGCUCCGUAAUAUUUAGUGCUUCUUAAAAACCGAGCAAUAAAGCAUGCUGUAAGAGUAGUGUGUGUGGUACGUCAGGGAAUGGACGUUCUCUCCGACGUGUAUUUAUCAGCCGUUGUAUAUCUGUAUAGAAACAUGACUCAUCAGGUUCUGUGUCGCUUCAUUUCCACAUGUACUGCUGCUGCAAUAACUCCACUGUGUGAAUCCUGGUUGUGUGAAUAAAAUAAACUUAUGAUUUAACAAUGA